Sporothrix brasiliensis 5110 is the source of this 1719-nucleotide messenger RNA. RefSeq lists its product as uncharacterized. The coding region runs from base 1 to 1719 and encodes 572 amino acids. The transcript has a single exon. NCBI's taxonomy places the organism in Eukaryota, Fungi, Ascomycota, Sordariomycetes, Ophiostomatales, Ophiostomataceae. The record is from RefSeq and is a predicted model, not a curated record.
AUGCUCUCCCUCUCGGUGCUGCUGCUGGCAUCGCCGACUGCCGUGCUGCUCGUCUCGGCACAGGUCAGCCCGCCACAGUCGCCCAUCAUCCCCGGCUGCACGACCAGCUCGUUUUCCAUUCCCAGCUGGUACGUCCAGAACUUGACCGUCUCGCAGACAGCGGGCACCGCUUUCCACGUCGUCAACCGCGCCACCAACCGCACGGCCGCUGUCACCUGUCCAGCAGGCGGCGCAGCGCAUCCCGACGGAUGGACGCCGUGCAGGGUCGCGUCCCUGUCGCCCCUGUUUCUCGACCUCGGCUCGGUGGUCCAGGCCAGCGCCAACAGCACCACCGUCCGCGUCGGCCUCAACGAGACGUGGACGUGCAGCGACCGCAACGCGUCGCAGCCGCUGACCUUUAGCGCGGAGGGCACGGCCUCGGCCAAGCUCAGCUGCGGCGGCAAGAACGCGACUGGCUGCACGGCCGUCGACGAUGCCGUGUUGGUCCGCGGCUCGCUGCACAAGCCCGUCGAGGUGACGCCGGCCUACUCCAAGGGCCCUCCGGGCCACGCCAAACCGGGCUGUGCGGCGAACUCCAAGACACCCCGCUGGACGCUGAGCGAUGUUUCGUAUGUCGACCGGACGGGCGACGGCGUCACGUCCAUGGCACGGAAGGACUUUAUUGCGCAGCUUGUCAAUGCGGCCACGGGCUACGAGUCUGGGUGCUCGGCCUAUUAUGGGGUGGGAGGUGGUCCCCCGGGGCUGGGAGGUGGCCCCCCGACCCCGGGAACGCUUCCAAACAACACGUCGCCCACGGCCCUCCACGUCGGUUGCACGGGCGUCGAGUUCAGUUCGUCGGGCAUCGGCCAGUACCGGCCGCAGACGGACGCCUCGUUUGACCCGGCGACGUCCACGUUUACCGUGAACCAGACGUGGUUCUGCGACGACGGCGAUGCAGCGCGGCCAGUGCAGAUCACGGCCGUCGGGAGUUCCACGUUGUCUCUCAGGUGCGUGACGAAGACCCUGCCGGGUUCCAGCUCCACCGACGGCGGCAACGGCACCGUGCAGACCAGCAAACAGUGUGUGCCCGCCGCCAGCAAGGGGAACGGCACCACGAGCGGCAUCACCGUGACCGGCCACGUCACCAGCACCGUCGCUCUGCCCGCCUACUCCAUCGAAGAGCCCCAGCCCGUCCCGGACGGCUGCACGGUCUCCUCGCUGCUGAACCCCGUCUGGAUCUACAGCGCCUUCGGCUACUCCCAAAAGAACGGCUCCGCGGGUGUCACGGGCAUCAGCUUUAACCUCAUCCUCCAGACGUCCAACCCGGGCUUCCAGUUCCCCAUCAGCAUUUCGCAGGGCCCCAAGUGGAGCGGCAACACCACGCUGCCCUUGCCCGUUGGCAACGCCACGACCACAACCACCGAGUCCUGGUACGACUGCAUCAUUGGCAACGGCGGCGACGACAGCCCGACCCUGUGGCCGCACGACUGCCGCUUCCAGUACGUGCCCUCCACGAAGCAGCUGUCCCUCGUCGCCGACUGGUACUGCAGCGACUUGGACCGCCAGCACCCCGUCGCCUUUUCCGGGCGGUCGACCACGGUCGUCUCGAAAAAGGUCAACUGCGGGCCCACGACCGUCAACGGCGUCGUCAACAAAGAGGGCCUGCAGACCUGUGUGGCCGUCGACACGAGCGAUUCGUGGACCGCGCCCAUUACCGAUGUGACCUGGAAGUCGGCAUAG